GUGCACAAGUCCAGCAGCUAGCCAAGUCGAGCUAUGACGCGCGAAUAGCGUUUGGCGUGAGGUGAUGUGGCUGCGCUGGUGGGCGCCGGGGCCAACUAAUUGAUCGACUCCACACGCUCGCUCCCCCACAGCACACGUUGGGGAGAGCCUUCCACCAUCAUAUCCUAACUUUCAUCCCCUUAUCCUAUGUGUGAGAGCAUUCUCGAUUGACACUCCUCAAGCGUCACAUCCGCGCUCUCUUCCGGCUUUCACUGUCAGUCUCAUCAAGUUGUCGUAGCGCUACGCUCCCUUGCGACGGCAUUCGUACUCGCACCCGAACGAACUACUCCGCGACAAUGUCUCAAGCACCUGUGGUUCGCGAUGUACGGAACCCUCUGCUCUUCGAGUGCGCAUGGGAAGUCGCAAACAAAGUGGGCGGUAUCUACACCGUGAUCAAGACUAAAGCCCCAGUGACAGCACAAGAGUAUGGGGAUCGAUACUGUCUAAUCGGACCCUUGUCCUACAAGACAGCUCCUAUGGAAGUGGAAGCGAUGGAGCCCGAGAAUGAGCCGCUGCGAAACACACUCAACAGCAUGAAGGAGAGGGGAGUCAAGUUCCUAUAUGGACGAUGGCUGAUCGACCGCGCUCCCAAAGUGCUGCUCUUCGACACUGGUAGCAUGUACCAUCGCUUGGACGAAUGGAAGGGCGAUCUGUGGAACCUUGCAGGAAUUCCAACCCCAUCGCACGACCACGAGACCAACGAGACCUUGGUCCUUGGUUACCUGGUAGCUUGGUUUUUAGGCGAGUUUGCGAUCCAAGAAAAGAAGCGGGCAAUUAUUGCGCACUUCCACGAGUGGCAGGCAGGCCUGGCGAUUCCGCUGUGUCGCAAGCGCAGGAUUGACGUGACGACUAUUUUCACAACCCACGCUACCUUGCUUGGUCGAUAUCUCUGCGCUGGAUCUGUGGACUUCUACAACAAUCUGCAGUACUUUGAUGUGGAUCAUGAGGCAGGCAAGAGGGGCAUCUACCAUCGCUAUUGCAUUGAGCGAAGCGCAGCCCACUGCGCUGACGUCUUCACUACGGUCAGCCACAUCACGGCUUACGAGUCGGAGCACCUGCUCAAGAGGAAGCCUGAUGGAGUCUUGCCAAAUGGGCUGAACGUGGUCAAGUUUUCUGCGAUGCACGAAUUCCAGAACUUGCACGCUGUGAGCAAACAAAAGAUCAACGAGUUUAUCAAGGGGCACUUCUAUGGUCACUACGACUUUGACCUUGAUAACACCCUUUAUUUCUUCACUGCUGGACGUUAUGAGUACAGGAACAAGGGAGCAGACAUGUUCAUCGAGUCGCUUGCCCGCCUGAACCAUCGCCUGCAGAAAGCCGGCUCAAAGAUGACUGUGGUGGCUUUCAUCAUCAUGCCUGCGGCUACGAAGAGCUACACCAUCGAAGCGCUCAAGGGACAGGCAGUCACCAAGCAGUUGCGUGACACUGUGGAUCAAAUCCAGCAGCGCAUAGGCGAGCGCCUCUUUGAGCGCACAGCCAGAUACAAUGGCGAGGGAAACCCGGACAUUGUCGAUCCUGAGACAUUACUGUCUGAGCAAGAUCGCAUUCUCCUUAAACGACGCAUCUUUGCCCUCAAGCGUAAUUCGCUGCCUCCUGUUGUUACCCACAACAUGGCAGACGACGGAGCAGACCCCAUUCUGAACCAAAUCCGACGCGUCCAGCUCUUCAAUCGCUCUCAUGAUCGAGUUAAGAUGAUUUUCCACCCGGAGUUCCUCAAUGCAAACAACCCCAUUCUGGGCCUUGACUACGAGGAAUUCGUGCGAGGAUGUCACUUGGGAGUCUUCCCAUCGUACUACGAGCCUUGGGGCUACACUCCUGCUGAAUGCACUGUCAUGGGCAUUCCUUCCAUCACGACGAAUCUGUCAGGCUUUGGAUGCUUUAUGGAAGACACCCUCGAGAACAGUGAAGAUUAUGGCAUCUACAUCGUUGAUCGCCGCAUGAAGAGCGUGGAGGACAGUGUUAAUCAGCUGACAGAUCAGAUGAUGGGAUACUGCAUGAAGACCAGAAGGCAGCGAAUCAACCAGCGCAACCGUACUGAGAGGUUGUCUGAACUGCUCGAUUGGAAAAAGCUGGGGCUCGAGUAUGCCAAGGCGCGGCAGCUCGCGUUGAGACGCGCCUAUCCCGACUCCUUUGUGGACGAAGAUGAGGAUCCUGGGUACUUCGACUCUGCGAAUAAAGUCGGUCCGCCCCUCUCCGUGCCGGCGUCUCCUCGUUUCCGAGGAGCGGCCACUCCUGGCGAUUAUGCGACCCUUAGCGAAGAUAUGCAGGGUCUGUCCACGAGCGAUUACAAGGGCAGCUCUUUCUGGAAGGCCAUCAACGAUUCGAAAGACGAUGAAGACGAAGAAGUCUUCAAGUUUCCUCUGGUCAUGAAGAACAGGGUGCGCGGAGCUUCAGUUGGAAGCACGAGCGGUAUCAGCACACCCGGCUUGCUAGGCUCCAAGACUCUUUCGGCUCGUGAUCUUGACCGCGCUGAUGAGGCCCUUAGCGCACACGACGUUCGCGCGAAUGGCCACUGACAAAUUUGCUCAAGUCAGAAUUUGAUCGAGCGAAUCAAUGAGAUCUUGUAACACUAGCACAUGCAGAAUCAGCCCAAGACGCCCAUCGACGCCCACCUUUCCACUGCCUCUUAUUUGCGCCUUUUCUCUGAGACUCCCUCAAAGCCAGCCAUCUUUCCGCAUCGUAUCUGUUCAUCGCAGUGUCCCCCAGCUGGAGUUGACAGAUCAUUCAAGAAUUCACAUCUUUCCGAAUGCGCGGAUGCCUGCUCUCGAAAAGUGAUCCUUCGC
Molecule: messenger RNA, 2822 nt
Organism: Ceraceosorus guamensis
Lineage: Eukaryota; Fungi; Basidiomycota; Exobasidiomycetes; Ceraceosorales; Ceraceosoraceae
Product: glycogen synthase
Exons: 9
Coding region: 336-2555 (739 amino acids)
Biological process (GO): glycogen biosynthetic process
Cellular component (GO): cytoplasm
Molecular function (GO): alpha-1,4-glucan glucosyltransferase (UDP-glucose donor) activity
Source: RefSeq, a predicted model, not a curated record